AAUCGUUUAUUAUUUGUGCGUUAAGCGCAGGGCGACAUUUGGCACCUGUUCAGCAAGUUUUCGAAAAGCGUUUAAAAAAUCAUUUUACGCAAUUUAUGCAAACGACUCGGAGAUAGAGAGAGUGCGAGCGGGAUAGAGCGAGACGGUGCCACAAGGUUUAUCCAAGCAGCAACUUGACCUAAUUCUGUAAAAAUCCACUCAAGUUGAAAGCCACUCCAGUAACUUAUGCUGUCUCAACAAGCCAAGCAAACGAAGCAAAGGAAAAGCCAAACAGAAAGUAUAACAAACAGCAGCGCGACAAUCAGAGCAUAGAAAGGCGGUUUCAAGCAAUAGCCCAACGGAUUCAACCUACCAGCUAUCUUUACAUUUUUAAAGCUAUAAAAUACACAACAAAAUAAUAGAAGAAUACAAGAAAAUAAAUCUUAAAGUACAGCAGCACAAGCGACAAAUAGCAACAGCAACAAUAGCAACAACAGCAACAAUCAGUAGCAAACGCCGUGAGCACUAAACAUUUAUUAGGCACACCGCAAAUAUCGCUUUAUUAAGCAUACGCUACGUUAGCCAGCAGAAGCAGCAGACUGACGAAGCUGACGGACAGUCGAGCGCACAUUAAAUUAGUAAUCAAGCUUGACAAAAGCAACGACGAGGGGUACAGCGAACAGUUCACGCCAUAAGCUGAGGCAGAGCCGACGUCUGGAUUGUGUGGACCUCAACAGAAACUAAUAAGACGACUUUACUUUUAUUGAAAUUAUGAUUAAUGACACGAAUAUUGGACGACGGCGAAUGAGGAAUCAGCGCGCCUUAAGCAUUGCAGCGAAUUAAGGGCAAAGCCCAUGACAAUGAUAAUGCUGAUGAUGAUGUUGGUGAUGAAAAUAAUGAUGAUAUUGCGACCAAGACGCGAUUUCAACACCGAUGGUCAUCGGCCCAUGUAAGCCAGCACCAUGGAAAUGAUGGAGGAAAUAAUAAACAUUGUAACGAUGAUGAAAUUAAACACUGGCAGGUCAGUGGGUGUCAAAGCUGUCGCCGCUGUUGAUUGCCGGUGUGGAAGCAACAUCAAUUGAAAAUACGUUUGCCAUUCGACACGGUCUACAGCAAAUUAAAUUGCAAAUUAAAGAAAAGUGAAUAUAGAAAAACAAGUGUAAGGAAUUUGUGAAGGCAUUACAAAUUAGUAAUUUGAUGGCUUCGUUCGGGCAGCAUGGCGCAGCAGCCGCAGCCCGUAGACGACGCCAUCAGCAACAGGAGCCAUCAAUAAAACACAACAGCAGCAGCAGCAGCAGCAGCAGGAGAAGCAGCAACAACUACAACAAACUGAUCUCGACGGCAACACUGACGCUCCUAAUACUCUGCCUGAGCAGUUGCAUAGCAGCAAAGACCACGACAACAAUAACCACCACAACAACGACAACGACAACCACAACAACAACAACGGAACAGCCAGCAACCAGCGAGGAUUUCAAUAGCAGCAGCGCCUUUUUGGGCGCCAUUGCUGCUGCUGCUGCUGCUGUUGGGGGUGGUGGUGGUGGAGUCGGUGGUAUUAUUGGUGGUGGCUCAGUUAAUAGUAGUCCCAUUGCAAUUGUAAGCAUUCAGGGGUUUACGAGCAGCACACCAAAUGGCAGCAGCAGCAGCACCCUCAUCUCCAUGUCUGAUUCCCCACUGCAGCUCGAGGAGCUUGCCGUCGGCGAGGAGGAAUUUGAGUUGCCACCGCUGCAAUCGGUAAUUGUGAGCAUUAUCCUACUGAUUGUCAUUUUGGGAACUGUGGUGGGCAAUGUUCUUGUGUGCAUUGCCGUCUGCAUGGUGCGCAAAUUGCGAAGACCUUGUAAUUAUCUGCUGGUAUCGCUGGCAUUAUCCGAUCUCUGUGUGGCGCUGCUCGUGAUGCCGAUGGCCCUGCUCUAUGAGGUAUUAGAGCGCUGGAAUUUUGGCACACUGCUCUGCGACAUUUGGGUGUCAUUCGAUGUGCUCUGCUGCACUGCCUCUAUACUGAAUCUGUGCGCCAUCUCAGUGGAUCGCUAUUUGGCCAUCACCAAACCCCUGGAGUAUGGAGUGAAGCGUACCCCGCGACGAAUGAUGCUUUGUGUGGGCGUUGUUUGGUUGGCAGCCGCCUGCAUCUCGUUGCCGCCACUGCUAAUCCUGGGCAAUGAGCACGAGGAUGAGGAUGGACAGCCCAUAUGCACAGUGUGUCAGAACUUUGCAUACCAAAUCUAUGCCACACUUGGGUCCUUCUACAUCCCAUUGUCCGUGAUGCUGUUCGUCUAUUAUCAAAUCUUCAAAGCGGCCCGUCGCAUUGUCCUCGAGGAGAAGCGUGCCCAGACGCAUCUGCAGCAGGCAAUGAACGGUGGCGCCGGCUCACCACAGACAGCCACAGCACCGGCGCUCGGCCACACGGAACUGGGCAGCGGUAAUGGCGCCGGGCAUGGACAUCGUCACAGCAGUGUCGGCAACACCUCCUUGACCUACUCCACCUGCGGCGGAUUGAGCACCAGCGGUGGUGGUUGCGGUGGCGGCGUUAGCUUACCGCACGGUCAUCAUGGGAGCGGUGGUGGAGUGAGUGGCUCGACGGGUCUGCUUGGGUCACCACAUCACAAGAAGCUGCGCUUUCAGCUGGCCAAAGAGAAGAAGGCGUCCACAACGCUGGGCAUCAUUAUGUCCGCAUUUACCAUUUGCUGGCUGCCGUUCUUCAUUCUGGCAUUGAUUCGACCCUUCGAGACGAUGCAUGUGCCGCCAUCGUUAUCCUCGCUCUUCCUCUGGCUGGGCUAUGCUAAUUCGCUGCUGAAUCCGAUCAUUUACGCAACGUUAAAUCGUGAUUUUCGCAAGCCCUUCCAGGAGAUACUCUAUUUCCGUUGCUCCAGCCUCAAUACUAUGAUGCGAGAGAACUACUAUCAGGAUCAGUAUGGUGAGCCGCCGUCGCAGCGUGUCAUGUUGGGCGAUGAGCGACAUGGUGCUCGGGAGAGCUUCCUAUGAAGUCAAGGGUGCAACGGAUUCUUGGCUCCUUGAAAUUCUAUAUGUGUUAUUAAAAGAAAAAACUAAUUAGUCUCCGCUGCUUGGCAAACAUAUGGUCUAUAGAAAGCCCAACACACACACACAGAUCUACAAUAUACAUAUAUAUAUAUAUAUGUAUACUAUGUACGAGCACAUGUAACUGUUUACCUAUGAGUAUUUUUUGUAUGUAGUAGUGUUGCAUACCGCAAACUCAUAAGUACAUUACAAUCUACGAUAAAUGAUUAACCAUAAAUGAUAACGAUAAUGAUGUAGAUGACAACUCUUUAACUGUAACUGAACGUUGUAAUUUUUAAAUGUAACGCUAAGCAAUGAAGUGGGCUAAAAGCUACAACCACACACACUCACACACACACUCACACACACACACACACACCCACAUACUACAACCAAAACACACAUACACAGAGAAAUACGGUUGUACAACUGUAAACCCAAAUCAGGUUUUAAUGAACGGUUCCUUUUUUCAAUAACCUUGCAGAAGGUACUAACAAUUUUAAAAUGACAUCUCUGUCAUGUUAUAUAUCUAUAUAUUCAAUGUCCGAUAGAAAAGAUAUUUAAAUGUGAACUUGUAACUCAUUAUUGAAGAUAUUUUGAACACACUUAUAAAUUACAGGUCCCUUUAUAAAUAAUUUAUU
Drosophila grimshawi is the source of this 3632-nucleotide messenger RNA. RefSeq names its product 5-hydroxytryptamine receptor 1 (gene 5-HT7). Gene Ontology annotation, biological process: adenylate cyclase-activating adrenergic receptor signaling pathway. Gene Ontology annotation, cellular component: membrane. The transcript has 4 exons. Gene Ontology annotation, molecular function: G protein-coupled amine receptor activity. Bases 1177 to 2958 code for a protein of 593 amino acids. The record is from RefSeq and is a predicted model, not a curated record. NCBI's taxonomy places the organism in Eukaryota, Metazoa, Arthropoda, Insecta, Diptera, Drosophilidae.